Molecule: messenger RNA, 1033 nt
Organism: Stegostoma tigrinum
Lineage: Eukaryota; Metazoa; Chordata; Chondrichthyes; Orectolobiformes; Stegostomatidae
Gene: mblac1
Product: metallo-beta-lactamase domain containing 1
Exons: 4
Coding region: 354-1007 (217 amino acids)
Source: RefSeq, a predicted model, not a curated record
GCUCACUCGCGGGCUGCGUGAGGCGGUCGGUUGGGAAUUCGCGGCGCCAUCUUGGAGCGGCCGGAGGCGGCGGCGGCGGCGGUUUGGGGGCUUCAGGAGAUAAACCCUGAGCUCGUAUGAUUCAUCAAAGAAUACACACACCAACUGAGGCUUUCUCUGGCUCUGUCCCUCAGUGAGAAUAAACCCAGAAGCCGUGCAACAUAUCAACAGUUGAGUCAAUUUCUCCUCAAAGACCAAAGUGUCCAAGUGGUCACCUGAGGGUGUGAGUGAGAAGGCUGUCUGCUGAGGAUGGACUGAAAGCGCCGGGAGUAAGACGCGGGUGUGUGUGUGUGUGUGUCGAGUGGGAGGCCGCUAUGAGCUCAGGGCCGAAGGUACGGACCCAGCCACUGGGGGCUUCAGCCAUUCUGGGGAACCCCUACUCGGUCUUUGUGCUGAAAGAGGGCUACGCCUACACAGACAGUGACGGUAACACCCGAGCGGACGGCUCGAUCACGCUGCUGAAGGGCCGGCACGCGGUUCUGGUGGACACCGGCACCCCUUGGGACAAGGAUUACCUCCUGCAGGGCCUGCAGGCCCAUGGGUUGGAGCCGGAAGGGGUCUCCUUCGUGGUCUGCACCCACGGCCACUCGGAUCACGUCGGCAACCUCAACCUGUUCCCCGAGGCCACCGUCAUCGUGUCGCGGGACAUUUGCCGGCGCGGCGUGUACGUGCAGCACGAUUUCGACGCCGGGCUUCCGUAUCGGCUGGACGACGGCUUGGAGGUGCUGCCCACCCCCGGGCACUGCGCCGGCGAUGUCAGCGUCCUGGUGAGGGGCACAGAGGAGGGCACGGUGGUGGUGGCCGGGGACCUGUUCGAAAGGGAGGGAGACGACGAGGGUGGGGCCGGCUGGCGGCUCCUAAGUGAAAACCCCGAGCUGCAGGCCGAGCAGCGCCAGAGGGUCCUGGCCUUGGCCGACAUCAUCGUUCCCGGGCACGGGCCGCCCUUCCGAGUGAUAAAGGAGGCGUGAGCGUUGUGGUCGUGGUGGGGGGGGGA